AUGGAGCUGGAUCUGGAGCUGCCUCUGGGUACAGGCGGGAGCCCAGCGGAGAGCGGCAGCAGUGGCGGCGGCUGGGGCUUCAGGAGGUCUAACAGCUCCCUGCUGAUCCACGGCCUCAGUGACACUUCGCCAAUGUUCCAGGCCGAGGCGCUGAGGGCAAGGAGGAAGGGCACAAGGCUCCCGAGCAGCCAUGGCCUGCUGCUACCGGCCUCCCGGGUCCGCAUGCACGGCAGCCGCUUGCACCAGAUCAAACGGGAAGAGGGCAUGGACUUGAUCAGCCGAGAGACGGUCCACGAGCGCGAGGUGCAGACCGCCAUGCAGAUAAGCCACUCCUGGGAGGAACGUUUCAGUCUGAGUGACAAUGAUGUGGAGAAAUCGGCCUUCCCAAAGCGCAUCGAUUUCAUUCCAGUGUCACCAGCACCGUCACCUACCCGCGGAAUCGGAAAGCAGUGUUUUUCACCUUCCUUGCAAAGUUUUGUGAGUAGUAAUGGGUUGCCUCCAAGCCCUACUCCUCGCCCAACUACCAGAUUUACCACCCGGCGAAGCCAGAAUUCCAUCAGCUGCAUUAGACCAAGUGUUCUUGGACCAUUGAAAAGAAAAUGUGAAAUGGAAAUCGAGUAUCAACCAAAGAGAUUUUUUCAGGGCAUCACCAACAUGCUUUCUUCUGACGUUGCGCAGCUGUCAGAACCCGGUGUGUGUGUGUCUUCGGAUACUCUCGUUGGGAACAACAGCAGUAUGGAUUCUCCUUGUAACUCACCAGUGAAAGUCAGCACUACCACCGCCGCUCCUGUGUCACUGCCGAGGCGGCCUCUCCCUUUAUUCCGGUAG
Molecule: messenger RNA, 828 nt
Organism: Chinchilla lanigera (long-tailed chinchilla)
Lineage: Eukaryota; Metazoa; Chordata; Mammalia; Rodentia; Chinchillidae
Product: protein FAM122A-like
Exons: 1
Coding region: 1-828 (275 amino acids)
Biological process (GO): mitotic G2/M transition checkpoint
Cellular component (GO): cytoplasm; nucleus
Molecular function (GO): protein serine/threonine phosphatase inhibitor activity
Source: RefSeq, a predicted model, not a curated record